CCCAGCGUGGGCGGGGCGCCCGGGUCCCUGGGAACGACCCGGGGCUCUUGGGGCGAGGUUGCGCACGGCUAGGUUCCGGGGUGCGCUUGUGGGGUCGCCCAUGACGGCGGAAGGACCGAGGACCUUGGUGGUUCCAGGAGGGCUAGCGGCGGCGAGCCAGCGCACCUACCCUUCUUGGGACUCUUGGAGCCUCGCCUCUCUGGAAGCUAUUUGGCGUUUUUGUGGUGACCUGGAAUGGCCAAAUAUCAAGGUGAAGUUCAGAGUUUGAAACUGGAUGAUGAUUCAGUUAUAGAAGGAGUAAGUGACCAAGUUCUUGUGGCAGUUGUGGUCAGUUUCACUUUGAUUGCUUCCCUGGUAUAUGCACUUUUCAGAAAUGUACAUCAGAACAUUCAUCCAGAAAACCAAGAGCUAGUGAGAGUGCUUCGAGAACAACUUCAAACCGAGCAGGAUGCACCUGCAGCGGCCCGACAGCAGUUCUACACUGACAUGUACUGUCCAAUCUGCUUACACCAAGCCUCCUUCCCUGUGGAGACAAACUGUGGGCAUCUGUUCUGUGGUGCCUGCAUUAUUGCAUACUGGCGAUAUGGUACUUGGCUUGGUGCCAUCAGUUGUCCAAUAUGUAGACAAACGGUAACUUUACUCCUAACCGUAUUUAGUGACACUGAUCAGUCUCAGGAUGUUGUGAGAUUGUAUCAAGACGUUAAUGAUUAUAACCGAAGAUUCUCAGGGCAGCCCAGAUCUAUUAUGGAAAGAAUCAUGGAUCUACCCACUUUACUGAGACAUGCUUUCAGGGAAAUGUUUUCAGUUGGGGGUCUUUUCUGGAUGUUUCGCAUUAGGAUAAUACUUUGUUUAAUGGGAGCUUUUUUCUAUCUUAUAUCACCUCUAGAUUUUGUACCUGAAGCCUUAUUUGGAAUUUUAGGCUUUCUAGAUGAUUUCUUUGUCAUCUUUUUGUUGCUUAUCUAUAUCUCUAUUAUGUAUCGAGAAGUGAUAACCCAAAGGCUAACUAGAUGAAUAAAGAAAUGAGUUUAACUAGAAUAUCUGAGCUAAGGCAUAAUACCAAACAGAAAGACUCAUGUCAGUGUAAAUCAUCUAUAAUCGUAUAAGGUUAAAGCCAUUAUAUGACAGACAAACAUCAGAUUAUCAUUUGACAAAUGCCUCAAUAUAUAACUGGAAUUCUUACAUGUCACAGAUCCUGAUGUUAAGAUGAGAAUUACAAUGACCUUACAGUUGUAUCUUGAUUCUGUAUUGUCUAUAAAGUCUCUGGAAAAAAUAUGGAAUUACUAAAAAGAGAUAUUUUGACAUCUUCCACAAUUACUUAGAUUAAUUGGAUAUAUAAUACAGUACUGUUAAAUGUAGUUUCUCCAAUUUGUCCUCCUUAGUGGCUACCUAUACAGUACUAUAUAGCUAUGAAACUCACCUAACUAUUUUUGUUAUAAUAAAAUAUUGUAUUAUAUUGGAGAAAAGUUAGUGUUUCUUUUAGUACUGAGUUCUGUGCACUUGGAGCAGUUCUGCUUUCCCAUUCAGGCAUACUUCUUUCUUAAUACCUGAAACUGAAUGAAGAAACUUGGACUUUAUAAUUUAACUUUGUAUUCUAGUCUAUGGAACAUUUUUUAAUCAACAAAAGAAUUAACAAGAUGAAAAAAUUAUCUCCAGUCAAGCAUACUUGAUGUUCACAGUUAUGACAUUUGCACAAAAGUUCGAUCCUUUGAAAGGAAUACAUCCUCAUAAAGGGAGCAUUGUUUUAGGAGCCUGGGUGAUACUGUAUUUCUAAGGAAACUGGAUCUUUAGGCCUGUUAGCACCAAACCCUGUAGGAAGGUAAUAGAACACUAUUUAAAUUUGGUAAGAGAACAUUUAAAUUACUGAUGAGCUCUAGCAACAGAAUGGAAAAAUUUGGUUGUCCGCUGUCAGAAAAGUUGUGUAAUACUGUCUCCCAGAUGGCAGCAUGGUAAAACCCUGAUUGCUGGCUUGUGCAAAAUGAGCAGAUGUGUCUAAGAUAUUGGAUUGCAUAAGUAAGCUCUUCUGUUCGUGUUUGUAUUCUGAUGACUGUGUCAUGAGUAUCUAAUGCCCUCUUUGCAGUUUCUGUUUGACAUUAGUCAAUACCAUGAGUACUGCAAGAUCCUUCCUCGUUUGGUUGGCACUGCUCAUUAUCAGCCUGAAGACAGCAGGUAUACGUUGAUACCCAGGAGUCAGUGUGGUCUUUAUCAUCUGCAGUCACUGAUACUAAUAUUAUCCAUCAGUUUUUUAGUGAGCCUCAUUGUGGGUAUACAGGGAGAAAAAAAGAGAAAACCUGUCACAUUUUCCUGUUAAUCCAUUUGGCUGUCAGCUAUAGUGAGAUUGCAAAUGAAAUAGCAAUUUGUUUCCUAAUUUGGACCUAGGACAGAGCUGUUGCUUGUUGUAGAAACAACAGUGCUUAGCUAUAGCACAUUGAAGUUCCGGCAAUUCCUCACGUACUUUUCAUCUUAUCCUUACGGAAAUCUUGUAAGGAAGAAAUGGCAUAUACCUUCCUUUCCAUAGGUGAAAUCCCCCUGCUAUUGAUGAAAGUGCUGGCUGAAGUCAUGCAACAAAUAAGCGAUUGAACUGGUGGAUGUUUAGGUAGACACAACGGAUGUUAAGUAGAAGCAAGAGAGAAACCGCUGUCCUUUGGAAGUCUUUCAGAAUGUAUUAUUCCUUCACUGGAAUAGGACACUUAGGUGCUCCUAAGGGAAAAAGGUCUAGAAAGAUGACUCAUAAGAGACUACCCUUCCAAACCAAGCCUCUUAAGAGAGUAGUGUAUGUUAGACAAAGGUAUUUCAGCACAGGUACCAGUUGGAACUGGAAAUGUAUAUAUAUCCUGUUCAUGAUAAAUUUGAUGUGGAACCACAGCAACAUUUUUUAAAGGACUUUAUUUUCUGUGUAUGCAUUCUCCUAGUGUCAGAUUUCUGGUUACAAUAAUUUUGUAAUAUCUGGAAUUGUUGCUGCUUUCUUGGUAAAGAUAUAUUGUGCCAAAUUUUGUAACAUACAAAAGCACUGUAUGAUAUGAGAUCUUAUUAAACUGACAAGUAAACAUUCUGACAUCUUAAAAUUUUAGAACUGGGGCCAGGGAUUUAGCUAAGUGGCUUAAGUGCCAGCCUGGCAAAUGUGAGGUGGCGAGUUCAAUCCCUGGUACUACCAAAAAAAAAAAAAACUUUUAGAACUGAUUAUAAAGUCAUCCUCACUGAUCACUGCUGAAGAAUGCAGAAGAGAUCUGAGAGUAUUACAGUACAGUCAGGGUUUUAACCACCAUAGUGAUACUUGUAUGAUUCUGAAUUACAUCAUAUAAUUCAAAGCAACUAUUUCAAUUUAAACUCAUGGCAUAGCGCCUGGUUGGCAAGUGCAAGGUCAUGAGUUCAAUUCCUGGUACAAGAAAAAAUACAUAUAUAUGUGUAUAUUUUAACUCUCAAAAACAUAUGGUCCAACCCCAGGAGCAGCUCAGAUGACAACCUGGGCAGCUCUGGGGGGAACAAGACAGAGCAACAGUUGUUCUUACAAGCCACUCAGCAGUGGUUUCCACUCCCAUACUUCUCCAUGUUUGAGAGGAGAAAGGGCAGAAGGUGACCCCUGUGGCUUCACAGAUACCUACCUCACAGAAUUGGUAUAGAGGAUGGAUUGGUUUCAAUUUUGUGAUGUGAAGUUUGUCAAGUAUUUUAUUAUUUUGAAUAAAAGCAGUGUAUCUAAAAAA
This is a messenger RNA of Cavia porcellus (domestic guinea pig), 3698 nucleotides long. RefSeq names its product ring finger protein 170 (gene Rnf170). Gene Ontology annotation, molecular function: ubiquitin protein ligase activity. The transcript has 7 exons. The record is from RefSeq and is a predicted model, not a curated record. Lineage: Eukaryota; Metazoa; Chordata; Mammalia; Rodentia; Caviidae. Bases 235 to 1011 code for a protein of 258 amino acids.